This is a messenger RNA of Ictalurus punctatus (channel catfish), 3172 nucleotides long. RefSeq names its product cilia- and flagella-associated protein 69. Gene Ontology annotation, cellular component: sperm midpiece; non-motile cilium. The coding region runs from base 156 to 3017 and encodes 953 amino acids. The transcript has 24 exons. The record is from RefSeq and is a predicted model, not a curated record. Gene Ontology annotation, biological process: positive regulation of flagellated sperm motility; olfactory behavior; response to odorant. Lineage: Eukaryota; Metazoa; Chordata; Actinopteri; Siluriformes; Ictaluridae.
AACGUCCAACGUCAAGCCAACUUUACGCCAGUCCGUAGGUUAGAGUUGUUGCUAUGGUGACGGUUGCGCGUGCUGUGGAUAAGGGCGGGUUUCUAAGUGCUGCUUAUAAACACUUCUCACCUACAGCUUUCUAAGGAGCAGCUUCCUGUUUCGUCAUGAUUUCCACUGAGGCGCGGAUGAAAACAUUUCAGAGAUCCACAGGCUCCAGGUCUCAGAGACAAACUCCCAACAAAGUCCCGCUUAUUAAACCGCUGUUUACACCGAACAGCCCGGAUUGCACUGAGGCUACGAGGCAUCCUAACCUUCCCCGUGUCAUAAACCUGCUUCAGGAUCCUAUAUCAUGCUCUCUGAAAGAACGGCACAUCUCCGCCUUGAAGCGAGUGGUGAAGAUAUCCCAGAAUGGCUAUUUUCUCAGAGACCUCUCGGACGUCUUUCGGAUCCUAAACAUCUGUGCGGGUAAAUGGGAAGAGCACCCCGAAUAUGCUCCCUUGCUGCGUGACCUCGUAUACAUAUGCAGGUGUCCCUUCUUAAAGGAGAAGGCGUCUGACGAGAUGAACUACGCCAGCGUUGUGACGGACUCGCUCUCUCAGAUGGGUUAUCUGAUGCGGGUGUCAAACGCAGAAGUCCAAGAGCAAAUCUGUUCUUCCAUCAUAUCACUUUAUAUCAGCCCUGACAAACCAAAGCACUAUAGAGAUGGUGUGUGUCCCACAAGCCUGGUGUACAGGCGUGAGAUGAUAGAGCGCAGCGGGCUGGCCGAGACUCUGCUCAUGUCACUGGCUAUCCUGGAGAAGCAGCUGUCAGUCAAACUGCACACCCUACAGGCAGUGCAGAUCCUCUCCAGGUCUUCUGCAGUGAACUGUAGUUUGAUCCUGAAAGCAGACGGAGCUCAGAAGAUCUGCUUCCACAUGAACGAGCCGGAUCCGUCCGGUCAGGUGCUGUUCCGUUCCACAGAGAUCCUGUGGAACCUUUUGGAUAACGGCUCCAGAGAGGAAGUCAGCAAGCAGCUCAGCAACAUGGACUGCAUCAUGGUCCUGAAAGAGGCUUUCUUGCAUCAUCUUCUCACCGGCUUCCGACAAUAUGACCGGCAGCUUCGCAACGACCUUCUAGUAAUUACGACCUUGAUUGCAGAAAACCCCAGUGCCCCGCUAAUCGAGAGUGGGUUUGCUAAGCAGCUCAUCCUUUUUGCUACUGUUCCCGAGUUGAGGAGCCAUAGCCCACUGAUCCGAAACUUCAAGCUGACCUUCACUAAUGAGGACUUUGAGAUGAAGAAGCUGCUGCUGAACCUGAUUGUUGUUCUGUCCAGAGAUCUGGCAGCUGUACAGCUGUUUAAAGAGAGCCGUGUGAUGCUGGCUUUGAUGCUGCUAGUUCGGCCCGGUUACUCUGAGAUCAGGCGAAGCGGGAAAGCCCGGCGCAGUUGGACGUCCAUCCAGCAGGAGGAGCUGCAGCUGCAGGCGUUGGCUGCUCUGGCCACAGUGGCGCCGCUCAUGCUAGACGAGUACAUGGCCUGUCAGGCCAACACUUGCCUGCUCGUGCUUCUGGACUGGUGCACACAAAAAGGAACUGACUCCAUCUUUGGCCAUGGUCAGGGUUUCCAUGGCAGCGGAAGUCGAAGUGGGAGGAAGGCUCAGAUGCGUUACUGCAUCCGGCUGCUCCGCUGCAUGGCUUCACUUAGUAACAGCCUCAUCAACCAGGACCUCUGUGACCAGGGAGCCAUCAGCCAACUCCUUGGCUUGCUGAAGCGCUUACAGGAGACAACGGAGGAAGAGGACGCCGUGUCAAUUGAGAUCCAGACCGACAUACUGGUCACUCUGUCCAGCCUCUGUGAAGGAGACAUCCAUAGGAAGGAUUUGUUUGGAGCAGAGGGCGUAGAGGUGACGGUUCGUUAUCUGAAAAUGGACCCGGCUCAGUUGUACAGCGGCCUGGGACACAACAGACUGGUUCUGUCCGCUGUGGACUGUGUGUGGUCUUGCAUUGUCGGUUGUUACACCACAGAGGAUUUGUUUUUGGAGAAGGAGGGAGCAUUUCUCUUACUCGACUUCAUCCAGUCGAGCCCCAGGAGCAUGCAGAGUGUUGUGCUGGCGGCGCUGCUGGAGCUGUGUGACAACCCCAAAACGCUGACACAUGUUGAGAUCUGGAGGGGCGAGAAAGAGCUCACGGCUCCGGUCCUGCUCCUGCAGCUCUGGAGGAUGGAAGAGGCGGAGAUCGGAGUCAAGAGAGACCAGCAUGGCCGAAUCGCUGAUGAGAAGAAGCCCCUUCUGACGAUGUAUCAGGAACAGGAGCCGCUGGAGUCCGUACCAGCAAACAGACCAAGCGCUGCCAUUAUGGACGUCUCUGAAAACCUGCGUGCCAAAAUCUACGCCUUUUUCUGCAGACUAGGCUUUGAGGAUCUGCCAGGUCUGACUGCUGAAGACUCCAUCACCUUGAGCAUUGUGAGCGGUUACCUGGACUUUAAGGUAGCCGAGGUGUGGAAUGAAGUCACGGCUGAGCUGGAGCUGGAAGGGGUGAGACCUGUCAGUCCGGAUGCAGAGGCUCUCAGCACCAUCGCCCGGUCGAGCGAAGACAAAGUCAAACACGUCUUCUCGUUGCAGCAGAGCAUUGUGGACCGGAAAGAGCAGGAGGACCUUCACCAGGAGAAAUAUGCAUAUGAAGAGAUCAGGUUAAACCGAAAGCAGCAAGAGCUAACAGCCAAGUCCUGGGAGCAUCACGUUGCUAAGACUUCCAGCUACGAGAUUUUGAAGGAGUCAAAGCUGCUGCAGGAGAGAUCUAUUGAGUCAUCACGUCCGACAGAGAAACCAGAGGGUUUUAUUUUCCACUCCACUCAGAUCCCUGGCCUGCAGACUACUAAUUUCUGUGGCCGUGUGUUGGCGAUCGACAGCACCCCUACAGAGCUGACUGGGGGACCCCUGGCAAACACAGACCUCGCCCUAGAGAGGGUCCCUAUUCAGGGUGGAGCGCUGAGGAAAGUGUCGGCCUCCAACUCGGACCUGGAGUUUCCAAACACUGUCAGUGUCAAAUGACUGGAUGUGGAGCACAAGACUGCAGUUAAUGUAACAGCUCUGUGACCUCUGUGAACUGGCAUCUCACAUGAUGCUCACAUUCACUUAGAUAUUUAAAGGUUUAUUAAUCAGUUGUACCACGUUGUACCAAGUGAAGUAAAUCCGUACAGCACUGA